This is a messenger RNA of Clupea harengus (Atlantic herring), 1461 nucleotides long. RefSeq names its product saccharopine dehydrogenase a, tandem duplicate 1 (gene sccpdha.1). The record is from RefSeq and is a predicted model, not a curated record. Gene Ontology annotation, biological process: glycolipid biosynthetic process. Lineage: Eukaryota; Metazoa; Chordata; Actinopteri; Clupeiformes; Clupeidae. Gene Ontology annotation, cellular component: plasma membrane; lipid droplet; mitochondrion.
CAAUCGGAUUACGGGCCAAGUAUCGUCUGUGGAGCUACGGAAGUACAGAGACGCAGUCAAAUUGACCACCUCGCACUUGCACGCUGAAUCUCUGACCUGUCAGAUCUUAACCUGCGAGCAUGGCGAUGGUUAGUACAUCCUCGGCGAGACCUUAUCAUAUCAUCAUAUUUGGAGCUUCGGGAUUUACAGGACAGUUUGUCAUUGAAGAAGUCGCACGGACAUCAUCGGAGGGUCCGAAGGGAACCUUGAAAUGGGCUAUCGCCGGGAGGAGUAAGCAAAAGCUGGAAAAAGUUCUAGAACAGGCCGCCGAAGUGCUCGGUAAGCCGGAGCUGAAGUCAGAGGUGGACAUUAUCGUGGCUGAUAUCGGGGAACCGGACUCCCUGGCUGCCAUGUGCAAACAGGGCGUGAUUGUUCUGAACUGUGUGGGCCCUUACCGCUUUUUUGGCGAGCCUGUGGUCAAGGCCUGCGUGGAGAGUGGAGCCCACACGAUUGACAUCUGUGGGGAGCCUCAGUUUCUAGAGGGGAUGCAGUUGAACUACCACAACCAGGCUUCAGAGAAGGGAGUCUACGUCGUCGGCAGCUGUGGUUUCGACUCCAUACCAGCCGACAUGGGUGUGCUGUAUACCAGGGACCAGUUUAAAGGCACUCUCACGACGGUGGAGAGCUUUCUGACUGUCGGCAUAGGACCUGAGGGGGGUUGCAUCCACGACGGCACCUGGCAGUCGGCCAUCUACGGCUUUGCAGACGGCCCCAAGCUCCGCGGCCUGAGGAAGAAGUUUGGAUACCAGCCCCUGCCCGUCGUGGGGGCAAAGAUAAAGAGGAGGAGUGCGCUGUUCUUCAGUAACGAGGUGGAGCAGUACGCUGUGCCCUUCAUGGGGGCAGACGUGUCCGUGGUGAAGAGGUCCCAGCGCUUCCUGGUAGAGGAACAUAAGGAAAACCCAGUGCAGUAUGGUGCCUACGCGGGCAUCGGCGGGGUCUCCUCCAUCGUAAAGCUUCUGUUCGCUGGCAUGAUGUUCUGGUUCCUGGUGAAGUUCAGCUUUGGAAAGAACCUUCUCAUUAAGUAUCCAGAGUUUUUCAGUUUUGGUAUGUUCUCCAAGGCUGGUCCAACCAGAAAGCAGAUGGAGGGGUCCUCAUUUCGCUUUGCCUUCUACGGCGAGGGCUACACCGAGGGACAGGACCCCAGCCAGGGGAAACCCAACGCCAAGAUCCGCACCCUCGUGCAAGGACCAGAGGCUGGAUAUGUAGCCACUCCCAUAGCCAUGGUCCAGGCCGCCAUCACCAUCCUGAACGAGCCAGAGUCCCUUCCUAAGACGGGAGGAGUGUAUUCUCCGGGAGCAGCCUUCGCCAAGACCAGCCUGAUCGAGCGCCUGGACAAGCAUGGCAUCAAGUUCUCCGUGGUCUGAGGGCCCAGCCCAGCCCCCCUCAACCCUCACCCCGCCCGCUCACAAGCAACCCCCCCCC